CUUCCGGUGUGAGACAAUUCUGCAACCUUGUGAGGACUAAAAUGUCAUCUCUCGUGGCAGAAGCUAUACAGACGGAACUUGGUGCCAUAGAACGAUGGCCAGAUGAUGUGCAGUUUUUUCAACAAUACCAAGUUGAACAGAUCACACUUCCUGACCAAGCCGCCUGUCUCAGCGUGAAAACUUUUCUCCAUAUGUGUGGAUUAAAUUAUAGAGAGGAGCUGAGAAUUAAUGCAGAAGAAAUGUCCCCAUCAGGCAAAGUGCCAUUUUUAAAAGUUGGACCAUUUUUGACGUCGGAGUUUGAACCUAUUGUAGCAUUUGUUAAUCAAAGGGGAUUUAGUAUAAGUGAACAGUUGGAUGAUGCUCAGAGGUCAGAAAUGAAGGCUUAUAUGGCAAUGGUGGAUAAUAUACUUGUUCAUGCCGAGCUGUACCUGAGCUGGGUAAUCCCUGAUGUUGUAAACGAGGUAACAAUACCUCGCUAUGGUGUGGGGCAGCCUCAACCAUUAUCCUGGAUAUUACCUCGACUAAAAAAGCGAGAUGUUCAGACCAGGCUGAGCAGCAUUGGCUGGUCAAAGAAGACGUUUGAUGAGGUGUGUGAAGAGGUCGUCACUUGUUGCCAGGCUUUAUCCGAUAGACUAGGGACAAAUUCGUACUUCUUCGGGGAGCGGCCAACUGAACUGGAUGCUCUAGUGUUUGGUCACCUCUUCACAAUUAUCACUACGGAACUUCCGGAAAUGAGAAUAGCCAACAUUAUUCGGAAAUUUGAGACUCUCACAACUUUUUGUUCAAAUGUGGACAAAUUAUAUAGAGACUUUUCUGCUGACUAGUGAACUCACUGCUAGGUUUAGAAUAUGUGUUUCUUGUUUAAUGGACUGUGGAGAGGACAGUGUGACUAUAUAUAUGACUGAUAUAAUUUAUAACAACUGGAGUGUAAGCUGUACUGAUGAGUUCAUCCCAUUACCAGAUUGUAUUUGUUUCUCAUACUCCACACAGUAUAUUUUAUACAGAACCUUGCAAGACUUUAAACAUUUCACAACUUUACACAAACAUUGUGGUUUCUUAUGUUUAAGAGAUUUUUUUCAAUGAAGGCACACAAUAAAGUUUUCAAUUCUUCUAUAACUGGGAUAUACAUUCCCCAUUAGGCAUUAUGAAAACAAAAACAGACAAUAUGUAAUAUUGAAAUUCCUGUUGUGAAGUUAUCAUGAUAGAAUUAUAUUAAUCUUCCAAGAUCUAGGAACUUCUAUUGAAUAAAUAAAGUACCAAAAAUGUAUGUUCCUGUUUGCAAACCCAAAAAUUGAUGAAUACAUUCAAAGUGUUAGCUGGUAGUAAACCUAACUUAAAAAUACUAGUGAAAGUAGUAAGGUCAGUUUCAAGGUUUGAUGAGGGCAUUAAUACAAGUGAAUGGUAAUUUGGUGUUUUGUAAGUAAUAGAUGGUGAGUGAGAGUGAAUAUUUAGCCGGUAGUGGUGCUGUGUAUUGAGAAGUACAUGUAUAUGGCCAUACAGCUGGAUCUACGAAAAGGCUGGAUCUAUGAAAAGGCUGGAUCUACGAAAAGGCUGGAUCUAUGAAAAGGCUGGAUCUACGAAAAGGCUGGAUCUACGAAAAGGCUAGAUCUACGAAAAGGCUGGAUCUACGAAAAGGCUACGAAAAGGCUGGAUCUACGAAAAGGCUGGAUCUACGAAAAGGAGCCAUACAAAAGAACUGAAAGUUACUGAGAACUGGAAAGGAAAUAUAUGAUUGUAUAGAAUUGCAAAACAAUUUGGUGCAAUACACAUCCUUGAGGACAGUAA
Molecule: messenger RNA, 1785 nt
Organism: Mizuhopecten yessoensis (Yesso scallop)
Lineage: Eukaryota; Metazoa; Mollusca; Bivalvia; Pectinida; Pectinidae
Product: metaxin-2-like
Exons: 9
Coding region: 42-824 (260 amino acids)
Biological process (GO): mitochondrion organization
Cellular component (GO): SAM complex
Source: RefSeq, a predicted model, not a curated record